UUACUGGUGCAGCCCUAAUGCUUUCUGCUACAGGCUUCAUUUCCUGUAAACAAAACAGCUAGGAUAAUGCUUUGAAAAUACCUCUAACAAGCCUAUUCACCUCUACAAAGUCAAGAAAACUGUACCCACCUGCAGAUUUCCUAAUCUAUCUUAACUGGUUCCAAUUGCAUUCCUUCAGAGUAUUGACUAGCCAUACAUACUACAUUAUUGGCAAUCCCACAAGGACACAACCUUCCCAACUGGCAAGAAGAAAGUUUUACCUUUUAAGUAUCAGUCAUCACUUCCAGAAGAAUCUUAAAUUCUCUGUGAAUUGACACUCUGCCUGGCCUUUCUGCCUUAGUUUGGGUGGUUGUCACAUCUCUAGCUUUAGACUUCUUCAUGUUUUGUUGGAUGCCAAAACUUCACCCAACUGAAGGCCUUCUCAGAUCACUCCCGGGAAUCUAAAGUAUGCAAGGUUCCUUAAAUGGAGUCAACUGCAGCCACCUUAGCAUACAGUAUGGCAAUGUCUGGAAAAUUUUACUUCACGCAUGCAAUAGUAUUGUCUUCUAUGCUGAUGAAGGUCCUGGAGAAAUACCCUAAUACACCUAUGAGCCAUAAAGAGAUUCUUCAAGUUAUUCAGAAAGAAGGACUGAAAGAAAUCAGUGGGACUUCUCCUCUUGCAUGCCUGAAUGCUAUGCUCCAUACCAACUCCCGAGGGGAAGAGGGCAUUUUCUAUAAGGUCCCUGGCCGAAUGGGAGUGUACACCCUGAAGAAGGACGUCCCAGACGGAUUAAAGGAACUGUCCGAUGGCUCAGAAGAGAGCAGCGAUGCACAGUCAGACUCCCAAAGCUCAGAGAACAGCAGCAGCGGCAGCAGCAGCAGUGAUGGUGGCAACAACAAAGAUGGGAAGAAGAGCAGGUGGAAGAGAAAAGUAUCAUCUAGACUGUCACAGGCGUCUGCCUCCCAGUCGGGCUGCCCAUCUCCUUCCAUCCAAGCGGGUAAAGUCAUCUCACCAUCCCAGAAACACAGCAAGAAGGCACUCAAACAGGCUCUGAAGCAACAGCAACAGAAGCAACAGCAAUGCAGAGCAGGCAUGCCCGUGUCCUCUAAGCAACACAUCCUGCUGAAGGCUGUGAAGGCAGCCGGUGACUCCACACCUGCUAAAUCAGGUUGGGAAGGGAAGCAGGCGGACAGGCAGUCGAGCAGCCCUCAGAACUCCACGUCCAGCUCCUCUCCCUCUGUUAAGGCUGAUAACUCCCUGCCAUCCUUGGGGAAGAAACCGUUCCAGAGAUCCGACCGGCUCCAUCCAAGGCAGCUGAAGAGGACAAAAUGUGCUGAAAUCGAUGUGGAAACACCAGACUCCAUCUUGGUGAACACGAAUCUGCGGGCACUGAUCAACAAGCACACGUUCUCCGUCUUGCCGACAGACUGUCAGCAGCGCCUGCUGCUCCUGCUCCCAGAGGUGGACAGACAGGUUGGGGCAGACGGUUUAAUGAAGCUGAGCGGCUCUGCACUCAACAAUGAGUUCUUCACUUCGGCUGCCCAAGGCUGGAAGGAGCGACUGUCAGAAGGUGAGUUUACCCCGGAAAUGCAGCUGAGAAUACGGCAGGAGAUUGAGAAAGAGAAGAAGGUGGAGCUGUGGAAGGAACGAUUCUUUGAGAGUUACUAUGGUCAAAGUUCUGGACUGAGUCCUGAAGAGUCCAAGAGACUGACGGCACACGCCGGCACUGCUGACGCGCGAGACAGGAAUCCCCCGGCUGAGCAGCCCAAAUGCGUGGCGGUCCCCGAGGCCCCUCCCAAGGAGGAGAUGACUCCUCCAGCAGAACCUAAAGCACAAGCAGUCCUCGUACCAGCACCAGCAGUGACAAAAGGAGGAGAGGAAAAAAGAGAGGAUUUGCAGCCAAUUACACCCAAACCUGCAGAGUCCUUCGGUUCCUUGACCAGCAGAGCAGCAAAGCUUAGUGACCAAAAGCUCUCCAGGCCUCUGAAAGGUGCUGAGGAGUCUAUGCAAGAGAAGCCACAAACUGCCACCAGUCUGAAGCCAGCAGAAGAGAGGCAGCUUGCUGCAUCUACGGAACCAGCAGUAAAGGAGGCUACAAGUACCUCCGCUUUGACCCCAAGAAAACCAAAGAGCCCUGGAGCAAGUGAAACAGGAACAGGUGUGGCAAGUGAAGUGACCGCCCAGGAGACGCCUGAAAAGGAGCCCCCUGCCACUGAGCAAAUGGAGGUCAAUGUUGAGAGCCUCAAGAGGAAGCCAGAGAGUCCGGAAGAAGCUCCCAUCAGUCCUGAGAAGAAGCCACGUAUCGUAGAGAACUGUCAGGCCCAGCAUCCAUUUCGGAUCCGCAUGCAGCCCUUUCCUGCGACGGGGGAGAGGUCGCAGGAGCAAAGGGUUCCCCCACUCAGGAUUCCUGUUUCCAGAAUCUCCCCCAUGCCAUUUCCUGCGGGCCAGGUCUCUCCCAGGGCCUGCUUCUCAACCAGUCUCACGAGUCCCAGAAGAACGGGGGCCAGAACUCUGGCGGACAUCAAAGCAAAAGCCCAGCAGGCUAAGGCCCAGAGGGCAGCUGCUGUUGCUGCAGCAGCAGCCGCCGCCGCCGCCGCCGCCGCCUCUGCUGGGGGAGCUGUCCCAGGGCCUGGCCCAGGAGGCGGCGGUGGGCCUGGGGGCGGAGGAGACGAGAAGAGUAGCACAGCAACAAGUAGAGCCAUUGAAACUGGAAUUCGGGGACAUGCACUGGAACUGUCAGGAACUGGAAGCGGGGGAGGUCCGAGAAGGCCUCUUCCCCAUGGUCCAGGGAUCCAGUCCCAGGUGGAGACACAGGCCAUGGACCAGACGUCACCUCACAGUGUGUCUAGAGCACAACUACAGCAAACUCCCUCAGUACAGUCCAGAACUGCAGCCAGCAAUAAAGGCACAGACUCCGCAUCACCAGCCGUACCAGCGUUAGAGAAAACGAGCAGAGUAAUAUCGAGCCCCGCAAAUGUGACUGUAAGUCAGGUUCCAAGAGGACUCCCUGGCUCCCGCCACUCGUGUACUGUUGGCGCCGACAGACAAGAGAAAGCACCUUCAGCUCCAGCAGGUCCAAGUCUGGCCUCGGGGGCAGCAGCGGCCAGGGAGGGAACAGUCCUUGUCACGGUUCCCACAGCAGGUGCUGACAAAAGUAUAGACAAGGCAGCACCUACUGCUGCAGGAGGGACCAGCCUAAAUGUUCCCAAGAGUGAAUCUCCUUCCACUCUGACGUCUUCUCUGAUGUCUGUAACCUCAGAAACUCAGGCUGGUGCUGUGGUAGCAUCUGCUCCAUCUACUCCAUCCUCUAGCACUUUGUCAGUAGCCCCUAGCCUUAAAGCUUAUGCAGCUCCCUUGAGUACAAGUGGGGGCCUCCCGAAGACAGGCUCCAGUAUUCCUGCUAACAAUCCCUUGGUCACCCAGCUCCUCCAAGGUAAAGAUGUUCCCAUGGAGCAAAUCCUGCCUAAGCCUCUCACCAAAGCACAAAUGAAAACUAUCCCUUUGGCUCCAAGCGACAAAGGGCCAGCUUUGUCCGGCAGUACUACAGGCACAGCUGGGAAUGGUUCUGGAGGGGAAAGCGGUGAGAAACCACCACAUUUAGCGGUGCACCACCUUGGGAAGAUCUUUUGCCAGGGCAGGCAGCUGUUCCACAUUCCAAGGACCAUCCAGCUCUUCUCAGGAAAGGACCUGAGGAACACUAGCAUUGACCAGCACCAGUGCCAGGAGGCACUUGACAAGGCAACCCAAGAGCAGAUCCUUCAGACUCUUAUCAAGAGGGUCCAGAGGCAGAAUUUGUUGUCAGUCCUGCAGCCGUCGCAGGUCGGCCUCACUCACUCAGGGUUUCAGGUAGACAACAGCUCCACCAGUCAGAGAUUCAUGCUGGGUUUCAUGGGCAGGAGAACGUCCAAACCCGCCAUGUCUGGCCAUUACCUGCUCAACAUUUCCACCUACGGUCGUGGUUCAGACAGCUGCAGGAGGGGACUGUCCAUGCACGCUGAGAACCGCUUGUGUCCGAACAGUCCUGCCGAUGGUGCAAAACCAGAGUUUGGAGAGCGUGAAGCUGGCAGCAGCGAUGAAGGCGAUGCAGAUGAUGAGAGCACUGGCGACGAACACGAACGUAUCACUGUAAAAGAGGAACCCCUGGCUUCCCAGGUUCCCGGCCCGUGUGGCAGAGAGCAGGUAUCACAUAGUGUAAAGGCUCCUUCAGAUUACAGGGAGCCCAUUAGAAAGAAUGUCAAGAUGGAGGUUGUCGUGCCUCCGCAAGCAGCCGCCAGCAAGGAGAGCGUUCACCUGUUCCCAGGAAACCAGGCGUUGAAAAACACCGCAUUAGCAAGAGAUUUGAUCCAGGUAGCCCAGGAGCAAGUGACACAGGCCAUGAGGGGGAAAAUGCACGGCGGUCCAGAGCUUUACAGCACUUCCAGGCCAUCUGCAGAGGCUGCCCGGCCGCCUCAUUCGCACCCUUCUAAGCCACGUGGCAACGCUACAGCCCAGCUCAUCGGGCCGAGUUACAGCGGUACAAUAAACGUCUCCACCGCUCCAGAUGUGAACCAAGGGUCUCUCAUGACUGGGCUGUCCGAAUGCAAUCAGCUGUCCAGUAGCAUGGGGAAUGUCAUGUCUUUCUCUGUGACUGUAACCACCAUCCCCUCCAGCCAGGCUGUGAACUCUGGCAGCCACAAUCAGUCCAUCCCAGUUCAGGCCUUUGGCGAAGACAGCAGCAUGGAAGAUACGCCUUCUAAAUGUUACUGCAGGUUGAAAGCCAUGAUCAUGUGCAAGGGCUGCGGUGCCUUCUGCCAUGAUGACUGCAUUGGCCCCUCCAAGCUCUGUGUCUCCUGCCUCGUUGUUCGGUAACGAAGACGCACGACGUUGGGAGGAGGAUGCUCCGGUUUGUCCCUCCUCUUGGAAAACAUCAGGAAGAAAUGGGAGUUUUACUGCCUUGCACAAGAGACACGUUACUGAAUCAGGAAUACGGAGUAGCGUUCUUCUUUCAUUAAAGAAAGAGCACCUUGUGGACAGUGAGUCUAAAUGGAGCUCAACUAUGUGAAUUGUGACAAGAGUUUGCACUUAAGGAAUUAUGUAAAUAUGUCACAUUAUUUUGUUUAAAAAUUAUUUUUUCAACCUUUUAGGAGACGAUGUUUGACUUGUACUACAGAUUCAUUAACCUUAGACAUCAUCCCACACGUCAGCAGAGCUCUGCUCUAGAUAGAAGAGCAAAUUCCCAGCCAAACUUCAACCCCCGUGAUCUUUCUUUAGCAAAAGAGAGGGACAGGAAAGAUUCAAAGAGUUGGGAGGUCAAGAGAACUAAACCUGAAUGCUGCCUGGCCACGCAGCAUUGAGGUGCGGAGCAGCAGGUCAGGGAUGGCUCCCCUUUGUCACGCUAAUUUUAGGUUUUUGGUUGCCCAGCAGUGGCACCUGACAGCAGUUUCUGGAAGCCAUAUUGGGUUGUGCAAUACUGGCUGGUUGUGUUGGUUUGCAUCGCCUCCCCUCUUCAAAUAGCCAGCUGUAGUCAUGUCUGUAGGCAGGCCAGACCUUGAGUCUCAAAUUGCAGAAUAUUGGAAAGGCAACUAUACGAGCCAUAAACUCCCAAGAAUUCAAGUCAUUAAAAGUCGUUAGUGACUAUCAGCAGUUCUUGGGAUCAUUUAACCGUGAGAGGCCUCUCGUAUGAAUUGAACUUCAUUUCACUUUGGGUCCCAUAACCCAGCCAAAACCUGCUCUUUGUCAUUUCAGUGUAAGCAGGAAAGUACCACCUCCACACGUACUGACCAUCGAGCACCGCACCACAUAAAACAAGUGUACUGAAUGACCAUCUGUCAUCCUCUUUGCCCAGGAGCUUGCCGUGGGUGCCGCAGACUCCACAACAGGCAGAGUUUUCUCAUUUAUGCUGAGGAUUAUCUGUCUUGGUAGCAAUAAGGCAUGGAAACAGGCUGUGUCCCUAUCAUUAAUCCCCAGUGGACAAGUUUUUCCAAGUUUAAAAGGGUCAACUCCUUUGGCCUAAUUCCCAGGCCCUACUCUAGGCAGACUGAGUAUUUGACUAGCAGGAGUGGCAAGCCAGGAACGAGGGGCAUUGGCCAGAGAUAGGCAGGGGUCCCAGGACUUGGCUAGCAGGGAAUUGCUGCCUUGAACAGCGUGUAAUGGGAGCGGAGCGUGCGAGAGAACUCAGCGACACCCUCCCGAGCGGUAGGGCAUAGCUUGUGAUUAACUCCUCACUUUCAAGAGUGUUCCUGUUCAUAAAGUUGUCCCCAUGUGUUCAUCACAAACCGGUGUAGUUGCCCCAUCUUUUCUGCAAUAGCAAUUUGACAGACUGGCUAAUACAGUAUUGAACGCCCUCCCCUUCCCACUGUCAGAGCUGUUCCAGCCACAUUUCACUGUAGCAUAGCACUAGAUCAUCCCUGCUGAGUAUAGGGAUCUGUACGUGAAGUCCUUUUUCUGGCAAAAUCACCAAGCUCAAAAAUCACACCCAGUUCCACACUGUCGCUGUCUGAGAUACAAACGUUUUGAUCAGGUAGAAAUCCAUGCAUCUUUUUGAUGAAAGAGCACUGAAUUCACUUUUAAUCCAAAGGCCUUUUUACGAUGAAGCAAUAUUACCAGGGUAGGUGUGCCGCAUUGUUUUUAGACCCCCCGCCCCCAUUAGCAAGUCCCCUCAGCAUCUUGAGCUUUGUUCGACUGUUCUCCUCCUCCCUCUCCUCACAUGAGACGAGAACACGGGGUGCCGUUGUCGGAGAUGAGAGGUGUAGACCACAGCACACAAUACAACCCCCAGAGGAGUGGGUGGCAAUUUAUUUCUUGACGAGAGGAGAGUCGUAUGCUUAUUCUCUCUCUAUACGGAAAAUAUCUCCGUGCCCGCCUGUCUGUGCACCACCCUUCUGCCCGGGUUGACUGGGAGUGAAAUGUCAGUACGUUAUAUUUUUAUCCCGGUUCCACUCAUCCUAAUUUGCUGGGGGGAAAUAUCCCCUUUCUCUAAAUUUAUGUAAGUGCUUAGAUACCAUAGUGACGAGGAGUGUGAGCGUGCUCUAAAUAAGGAAACUUGGUUUUAAUCUGUUACUGUAUAAUUUAGAAACCACACCAACAAAAAAUAGCGCCCAUUUUUGGUGACACAUCUACGAUGCACUAGCACCUGUGGUUAACCUGCCAACGCUGUCCUCAGAGCCACGUGCACUACAGCUGCCCUUGCACUCGUGCAUGUGCAAAGAAGCAACCUAGCAAGAGAACCGGUGUGAGAACACGUCUGACCCGCUGCCGGGGGGAGUCGGUUGUUUGUGCUUAUUGCACACGAGCAAGUGCCCGUCAGGGCAGGAUCGCCUCUGCCGCCAGGUGCAGUUCUGUAGGGCCCUUCUACCUGCCGUGGUAUCGGCACGGGAGCAGGCGGCCAAAGCGGGCAGCGCUUCUUUGAAAUAGCGAGAGCAGGAUCUUUCCGUUUCAGUUCUCUUUAUCUCAGGCUUUGUCUAGACAGGAAAGAUAUGCUGUCGUACUGUAAUUCCCCGUGUAGACGCUUAUUCCAGGAUAAAAGUGUUUCUUUCUUUAUUUAAAGAUCUUCCUUGGUAGCAUAAGUCAAACCAAAACAAGCGCACCAGCACAGGUGGGGAGGGACGAUACGGGCAUAACUAGGUCGGCUAGGUUCUCGCUCCCGCUUGCACGUGUGCGUUGACAAACCCCUGUAGGAAGGGCGCAGAAACGACGAUGAGGGGGAAUGCGUUCUGGUCUGCAGGCUCGUUGGGUUUCUUGAGCCUAGGAAGGCUCCUACGUCAUUCAUUUCAUCAGGAUAUUUUAAAGCAGGCUCGGAGGCCCUCGCCUCGCUUCCAGCUCUUCAUAAAACGUCAGGUGUCCGUCUGGUGUCCCGGGAUCUGUACACGUAUUUCUGUGCGCGAGGCUGCUUCUAACCACGGGAAGCUGCUGUUUUGUGAGACGGGCUGCGGGGACUCGGCAGGAAGGGAACGAGGCCUAGGAUGAACCCAGCCCGGCUUUGUGAUGACCACUGAGAGUGCAGUAGGACUCCUCAGUCCUCCUCACAGCUGCUGUGUAAGCACAUUAGACAACGAGCUAGAAGUUUACCGCUCAGUACAGUGCCUUAGCUGUCUUUGGAUGGGGCAGCAGUUUGGCAGUCGCUGUCUUAUUAUUCUGCCCCUUUCCAAGGCAGCGAAUCCUUUGGACUGCAAGACUGGAGUAUUCCCACGAUGAAAGGUAGGGCUUGGUGAAAUUAUGCCCUGCGCGUACCAGCGGGCAUUCAGCUAGUACCCCUUAGAAAUGACGGGCUUGGAUUAAUAAUUGCUUAAUUGAAGAACAAGUCUGCCCAACACCUUGGAAGCGCUGCAUGUUUCACAUUGAAUGACAAAUGUUUCAGGAUGGAAAUGUGAGGCCAGUGGAAACGGGCUGUGUGUUGUGCUGGUCGGCAGCCCUGAUGCUGGGCCAGCCCCUUCCGGCCCCGAGUUCUCCCUAAUAUCUGAUGCGUGAUGUUCCCUCCAGCCAGAUAACAAACUUGCUUUCAUGCCGGCUACUUCGUCAUUCGAGUGACAUUGUCAGGGAGUUUAGACGUAACGUUUCAGGCUUUGGCACCAGGUAUUACAGUAAUAGCACUUUAUGAGAAAUGCCACUUCACGGAUUGAAGCUCAAAACGAAACGCGCAGAGCCUAAUGUCAGAGCAUUGUUUGUGACACAAAACAGCUGAUUGGAAGGAGAUUAUUCAGAUUCAGACCGUUCCCUGCUGGGACUGCAGUCCAAAUGGAGAGCGAUCGGUCUGGCUCCACUGCUCAGUGUAAAUAGUUUCUAUAAAAAUUGCACAGGUGGAGAAGAGAGUGGAAAUUUAGAAAUGAUUUUGGAAUUAAGAUUCUGAGAUAAGUGUUAGUUGCACAUGGAAGGAAACUUGUUUUUAAGUUGAUUGUCUCCCUUGACGUGGAAAAGGGAAGGACCAGUUCUGUACACAGUUAAUUAACCCUGUUGGCAGAGUUUUUCAGUGGUCAAUAAGGAAGCAAAUUCCUGGAAGUUACUGCUUGGACAGGUCAGCAUCUGCCAGGAAACGUCCUUACUGACGACCCUUCCUGCUUAAUCACGUCCAUUUAAAUGGUUUGAAAGGCACUUAAAAGCCUUGCAGGGCCUAGUCUUUCUGAGGCCCGAUGGUGCCGUGGGAGCAGGGAUGUGUGCGUAAGAAUUGGCCACUGAAUUACAACUGGAGCCUGGUUGCUGUGUCCGGUGGAGGAGGCUUCCUGCUUGCGUUCGGAGUCGUUCAGCUCAGUUUUUCAAAAGUCUCUUUUGGGACCUGAUUUUGCUGCGAAGCUGCAACUCCAGCUGAACUCAGCGGCGCAAAAUGUGGUCAGUGCUUCUGAAAAUCUGGCCAAAAUGGUGUCAGGCUGAGCGCCCGUGAUUGAAGGCCGGUUCUGAAAGUGUGGUUGUUACGGUGGAGAUCAGAGGGUAAAUGCAUGUUAGCCAGUGCCACCUGCUAGCCUUGUUCCUAAUUGCAACGGGCAAAGGAGGCCUUUCCGUUCCCGGGCCGUUUAUGGCCCGUGGCAUCUCUCAGCCCUGAAAACCACGUCACGGCUCUCGUGUGCGGGGGAUAGCGCCGCGGCAGGGAGUCUCCUCUUAGCACUGACCGUGAGUCCUGUUGCCACUGGGAAGUCAGAGGGAGAAAGGAUCAGAUAUUUGCUAAAACGACGAUAACCAGUUUUCUUUCUUCCUUAUUUUUUUUUAAUGCUAUACAUUUGAUAUAACUGAAGAUCAAUUUUAAAAGCUUACAGUAAUAUAUUUUAAGUAAUAUAUAUUUUAUCUGUGUAAAAAAAUGCUAGAGGAAGAUUUGUGAAUGACCUAUACAGGGUAUUGUGUGUGCGCAGUUUCUCGACGCAGCCGAGAAGGAUUUUACUGGCAGAAGAACUGAAAGCACUCAUUUUUAACAUGAAUGCAAUAAAAAUGGGGAUUCUUAAAAAGGAAAUCCAGUAUUGUUUACCGUCUGCUCUUUAAGUUUUGUUGCAGCCAUGGGCUUGUAAACAUGAUUUAGAAGAUGCUGAACUCUUGUCUGUCUUUUGCCUUUUUCAGAAGGGACUUAAUUGGAAUAGAGGGUAUGUACAGAAAAAUCAAGUUGACACCAUUUUAAAAAAGUCAUAUUUUUUCACAAAUAAUAUAGAAAAAUCAUAUUUUACAUAAGAAUUUUAAGUAUUUGAAAUAAAUGUGUGUAUAUAUAUACUGUAUGUACUUCAUAUAUUCUUUUAUUUUCUAUUUUAAGUGUAUGGAAAUAUUUGAGCUGGUUGGAUUUCAGGUCCCACCAAUGAAAUAAUGUAAAAAAAGAAGAAAGAGGGAGAGAUGAACACUGCCUCUUGACGUGGCAGCUGUUGAAGCUGUAGCAGGUCCCGGGGCAGUGGGAAAACUUGAAGCCCAGCAGAGAGUGACUUGGACUAGUUCAGCUGUUUGAGACGUAGAGUACAGAGCGCUGUCCCAGUCCCGUCCAGCUCGCGCCCCGCGGUCUUCUCUUCUGUUUGGCCUUACAACCCCCGAACGCUCACGGUAAGACUAGACAAGUUGAGGUGGAACUUUUAUACAUUCGCUGCUGACUUUUUAGCCAAAGAGACACACUGGUACAGAAGCUAUUCAGCCAAAAACAGAAUCAAAAGCGACUCGGUUUUCCCGCCAUUGAAAUGGUAGUAAAUGUAGGCACGGGUCUGGCGGUGCUGGUAAGGAGCGCGGGCUCAGGGACUGCAAGGCCAGGUUCUCGAAGGAGGUUGCUGGGUAGGAAGAUGGGCUGCCGAGCACUGCCGUCAGUCUCGGGUGGAGCUGAACUGAGUUCUCCGCAACUGUUUUGAGUAGGAUCGCUUAAGAGCCGCGUUCUCCCCCCGUAAGGGGAAAGCCCCGGUCAGUCUGGUUGGGUCCCGUGCAGCAUUCCCUAUGGGGGAAACAAACCCUAUAGGGAUCUCAUUUCCCAUGUGAUACACUGGAUGCAGCGAUUGGCAAAGGUGGAAUAUGGAGUGCUUCCGCUCCGCAUUGCUGCUUCCUGCCAGUUCCAAGAGAACAUGAGCUAUAAAUUAUAUGAAGAAUAUGGCAUUGAGAGGAGAGAAGAGAAUGGCUGCAGACUACAGGAGCGAUUAGCUGUGUCGGGCCAGUGCUGUUCACUGAAUAAAGGGGUCCAAACGUGUGAGGUGUCCGGCACUGGCAGGCCCCCGGUGUGUCCGCUGCGGCUGAGGUUGCCGAGCUCCUCGCAGGAGCGGGCCUGAGUGCAUGGUGCGUGUGUUGCAGUCGAUUUGGACUGUGAUUUCGCAUCCCUUCCCCAGCACCUAGUAAUUGUUAUCACACAGCUGUGUGGCUCGUUACACACCCAGUAAAGAUCUUCAGCGGUUAUUCAGAGUUUCAUGACUGCAGCCAUGCAGCAAUGCCUUGCAUCUAGGUUGCAACCCCCAGGCACUGGCCUCAAUCGCGAGCCACGCGGCGACGCGUGCAGGACCUACAGGCGAAGCAGCCUGUCCGCCAGGAGAGGCUCCCUAGGGGCAGUGGAAGAGGCCUGUGUCCGUCCCUAGUUUGGGGCCGUAUGGAGCAGAGGAGGAGAGCUGGAGCGUGUCCCCCCGGCUGCGCUGCACUGCCGGACCGAGCGGCAGUGUCACGCUGGCCCCUGCCCAAGCGCAGCCCAGGGGCAUCCCCACGGGGAAGCCCUAGCCUGAACGGCCUAACAACAUCUCCGAGAAGUGUUUGCUGUAACUCCUGGCCUUGCAGUUUGGGGGGGAGAAACUGAAUGCAAGUUCUAGGCUCGCACACUAGUCGAGAGGACAAAAAACACCAAUUCACAUUUUUACAUAGUUUUGUUGUUAUCAGGAUUAUAUUUUAACACCUCAAAUUAUGCCAGGUCCUCAUUUACAUUCACAUAGCGGGAUCCUCUUCUAGUCAAGUGAUUUUUUAUUUAUUUUAUUUUUUUUUGCCCUUUAACUUCCCUUUAAACAGAUAUUUCUCUCUUAGACUUGCAAUCUGCACACUCAGUGGGGCUUUCACUCUAAACAGUUGCACUAGGAAAAGGUUACACUGUUUGGGUGUAUGUAUGUAUAUAUAACUAGCGUGUAUAUGUGUGUAUAUAUACAAAUAUAUUUUACCUAAAUGUACAUAAUAAGACUGUAAAUCCGUCUUAGUUUUCUGGUGACAAUACACACCUUGAGAACAAAGCGAGGGUUGCCAUAGGCCUGAGACGGGAUUACGGCUUUUAUAUUUAAUAUUUAAAAUAUAUGCAUUAGAAAAAAUACAGCGUGUAUGUGUUUUGAUCUGCUGCACUUUUUAAAAACAUUCCUGGUCCCCUGGUACUGCUGCAGCUCCCACCCCAAUUGCCCAGUUUAAGACCCAAAAGCCAACAGUUUCUGUGUAUUUUUUUCCAAUUGCACUUCUCAGAGGCUGCACGUAGCCCUGCUGGAAAAGCUGUGCCCAGCGCGUAACAUUCCUGGCUUCGGUCUUCUAAAUAAGAACUAGCCCAGGUCCAGCCCUGAGGAAUGCGAGCUGGCAAUUUGAUUUUAAAAGGGUCCCUUUGCAAAUUAAGUCAGGUAAUGAAAGUUAAAAAAUAAAUAUAACCAUUUCCUUCUGUUAUCCAAUGCUGAGAGGUCUGUACAGAACAAUAAAGUGGCUGAAGCACACUGUCAUCCUUUAUAAGGAAACUGCACAACUUCAAAGCAUUUAAAAAUGCCUGGGUCAACGCGACGAAGUAGCAAUCCCAGCAGGGAGAACGCAGCCCGUAGUAUUGCAGCUUGGCAGAGCUCGUUCUGAGAGAGAAAGUCUCGCAGGGUCUGCGGUAUAAGCUUCCACCUUAGCUUCUCACCAGCAUUAAGAGGGAGGGACGCUGAGCAGCGCCCAGGCAGCCCACUCCUGUCCCGCCACCGUUGGAAGUAGCACUUUGAAAACCGAACGCCCGUCUCGUGGUGAUGUCUUACUGCAGGUUCUGCGCCUCUUCCCCUCGCUCCAUAUUUUUGUCAUGUAAAGCUACCUGCUUCAUAAAUGAAUGUAAAAUACAGUAGUUCUUCAGCACAAAUGAGUAUUUUAUCUUAAUGUUUCAUUUUAUGUUUAAUAAAAGCAUAUGAUUUUAUGA
Messenger RNA from Alligator mississippiensis (American alligator), 13007 nucleotides. It is a transcript of the gene ASXL2, whose product is annotated as ASXL transcriptional regulator 2. The record is from RefSeq and is a predicted model, not a curated record. The transcript is spliced from 12 exons. Lineage: Eukaryota; Metazoa; Chordata; Crocodylia; Alligatoridae. Gene Ontology annotation, molecular function: chromatin binding; DNA binding; peroxisome proliferator activated receptor binding. Gene Ontology annotation, cellular component: PR-DUB complex. Gene Ontology annotation, biological process: animal organ morphogenesis; positive regulation of transcription by RNA polymerase II. Bases 464 to 4828 code for a protein of 1454 amino acids.